Molecule: messenger RNA, 1164 nt
Organism: Cavenderia fasciculata
Lineage: Eukaryota; Evosea; Eumycetozoa; Acytosteliales; Cavenderiaceae
Exons: 2
Coding region: 1-1164 (387 amino acids)
Source: RefSeq, a predicted model, not a curated record
AUGACCGUUGUCUCUUAUCGAGGUAAAACAUCUCCCCUAAACAGCGAUGUCACCCUCAUGACCGCAAUCAAAGAAGACCUCAAAAACAAACCUGAAGAUCUUAAAAGAGUUCUUGAUUUAAUUAAUCAAUUAGAGAAAUAUGUUAUUCAAGUAUGUAAAAAAAUGACACAUUUAAAAAAAGAUGAAGAUGAACCUGCCAAGGUAAUACUUCGAGAGAUCUUUACAAAGGUGACAACAUGGAGAAAGUAUUUUAUUAUUAGACAUUUGGAACAAUUCUUUUCAACACCAAGAAACCAUAAUUCCAAUUUCGACUACAUUUAUAGUUUUUUGAUCGAAACCAACAAGGUACAACACUUGACACUUUCAAAUCACAGUGAUCAUACUUUUGAGAUGAUGUCCAAGAUCUUAUCGCUCAAUACAUUUGAACUUUACAGUUUGUUGUCAUCUUGGGAUCAGAAUGUUGAGGAUUUGAUUGACCGUGUCUCUAAAAUCAAAAACAUCAAAUAUCUAAUCAUCUAUAUCGACAACAAACACAACCUCCAACAAUUAGAAUCAAAUCUUCCAUUCCAUUCAUUCUAUAUUGAAAAGAAAAAACUUAAACUUCGAAGUUUUGAUUUUAAACAAAGUGUCUACAAGAUUACACUUGUUAGAGACCAAGAUAGAAUCAAUUUGAAACCACCAACAAUCAUUCAACUUGCACCAAUCAAAAUUACUUGUAAAUAUGUUAAUCCACCUAUUCAAAUUAAUGAAAAUCAAAAUAAUCAAAAUAAUCAAAAUAAUAAUCAAAAUAAUCAAAAUAAUGAUGAUAAUAAUAAUAAUAAUGAUAAUGGUAAACUUUUAAAUGUUGAUAUUGGUAAAUUAUUCCCAACAACAUCAACAACAAGUAAAGUGGAUAGUUUAAUAACUAGUUUUACCAAUUUAUCAGUGAUUGGAAGUGAAUGUUAUGAUAAGAAUGCUAGAGCACAUUGGUAUUGGUCAGACCAAGAAUCACAUUGGAAUGAAUUCACCAAAGAAGAAUCCAAGAGAAUUGAAAAAGGAUUCCUACUCGACAAAAUGAGAAAACAAUUAGAUGAUUGUCGUUGGAUUGAUUACAAUCGUAGAGUUCAAAGAGUUUAUGAUGAUGAAUCACUUGUAUUCCCAAUUAAAAGAACUAUUUCAAAAUAA